AUGUCCUACGACGACCGCGCCAAUGCGCGCCCCAACAUCAACGAUGAGUCCGAUGUCGAGGAGGAGGCUCUGGUCAACGACUACCGUGAGCAGGUCAAUUAUGAUGACAGCUUGAGUGAUUUGGACCGGACGACUUCCCUCGGUGGUGCCGCCGCCCAGGACCUUCAGGCACAAUUAGCUGCUGCCGCUACCCCGCUGGAGUACCAGGCUACUCUGGAGACCAAGUUUGCUAGUUACGAUAACUACUGCAGUCUCUUCCACUACAUUCUCAACUCGGAUGGGCCUGUGGACCUUGAAGUUCCCUCGUAUUACUGGGCUUGGGACGUUAUCGAUGAAUUCAUCUACCAAUUCGAAUCAUUCUGCCGCUACCGCACGAGAGUCGCUCGCACCGGAUCCAACGAGGAGGAAGCACAAGUCCUCCGCGAGAACCCCAACACAUGGGGUUGCUACUCAGUUCUGAAUGUCCUUUACUCUCUCAUCCAGCGCUCUCAAAUCAACGAGCAACUUGCAGCUAUCAAGCGCGGUGAGGAUCCCGUCGCUUUCGCGGGAGAGUACGGCUCGCGCCCUCUUUACAAGAUGCUUGGCUACUUCUCCAUCGUUGGGCUGCUCCGUGUGCACUGUUUGCUCGGUGACUUCAGCUUGGCUUUGAAGACCCUCGAUGACAUCGAGAUGAACAAGAAGGCCAUGUUCGCCCGUGUGAUGGCCGCUCACUUCACUACCUACUACUACGUGGGAUUUUCCUAUAUGAUGAUGCGCCGCUAUGCCGACGCCAUUCGCAUGUUCAGCCACAUCUUAGUGUACGUAUCACGCACGAAGAACUUCCAGAAGGGCGGCAACAGCUACGACGCUAUUGCCAAGAAGAACGACCAGAUGUACGCUUUGAUCGCCAUCUGCGUUGCUCUCCACCCUACUCGUCUGGAUGACACCAUCCACUCUGCUGUGCGUGAGAAGUACGGCGAGCAGUUCCACCGCAUGCAGCAGGGUGGUCCCGAGUCUCUCCCCGUUUUCGAGGAGCUGUUUCGUUCCGCCUGCCCCAAGUUCAUCAGCCCUACUCCUCCUGACUUCGAGAACCCCGCCUACAACGUCGACCCCGUUGACCACCACACCGCCAUCUUCAUGGACGAGGUCAAGAACACUGUGUUCAACCCUACCAUUCGCUCUUACCUCAAGCUCUACACCACUAUGGACCUGAAGAAAUUAGCUGGGUUCCUCGAGGUCGAGUCCGACCAACUUCGCUCUUGGCUCUUGGUCAACAAGCAACGUAGCCGCCAGAUCCGCUGGGUUGAGGGAGGUCUACUUGAGGGCGAGCCCGUCAUCUCCAACGACCUUGAUUAUGCUAUCGAGGAUGACCUGAUCCAUGUCAGCGAGACCAAGGCCGGUCGCCGCCUGGUGGACUGGUACCUGCGCAACCUUGCUCGCGUCUACUAA
Molecule: messenger RNA, 1428 nt
Organism: Penicillium chermesinum
Lineage: Eukaryota; Fungi; Ascomycota; Eurotiomycetes; Eurotiales; Aspergillaceae
Product: putative eukaryotic translation initiation factor 3 subunit EifCl
Exons: 2
Coding region: 1-1428 (475 amino acids)
Biological process (GO): translational initiation
Cellular component (GO): cytoplasm; eukaryotic translation initiation factor 3 complex
Molecular function (GO): translation initiation factor activity
Source: RefSeq, a predicted model, not a curated record